UUUGGGGUUUAGACGCCAAAGCGCUUGAUGCCACGACAAAACUGGUGAUAAUCAAGAAAGAGGUUCUUCUAGAUGAAGAAGAUCCCAUUUGGGUGGAACUUCGUGAUGCUCACAUUGCAGAAGAUGGUUCACGCUUUUCCUCAGUACAGAAGAUGGUGAUCUUUCAUCAAAAGAUUUGCAGAAGAUGGUUCACGCUUUGCCUCAGUACAGUGAGCAAAUUGACAAGCUUUCUCUUCAUGUAGAGAUUGCUAGAACAAUUAAUAGAACUAUCAUGGAACAAGGUCUAAGAGAACUUGGGCAGCUCGAGCAGGACCUUGUAUUUGGGGAUGCUGGAAGAAAAGACGUUAUCAAAUUCUUGACCACCAACAAUGUUAUAAACCAAGAAAGCAAGCUGCGGUUAAUGAUGAUUGUUGCGGCGAUUUACCCCAAGAAGUUUGAAGGUGAAAAGGGACGAAAGAUGAUGGAGAAGAGAAGAUGUUAUAGUGGUGUGUUUAGAGCUGAAGAUUUGAAAUCUUACGGCGGCUCAUGGUGGAUAGAAGAUCGGGAAACUUGCUGGCGAUCGUUGUUGGUGAAGAAGUAG
Eutrema salsugineum is the source of this 580-nucleotide messenger RNA. RefSeq names its product protein transport Sec1b-like. Gene Ontology annotation, molecular function: syntaxin binding. The transcript is spliced from 4 exons. The record is from RefSeq and is a predicted model, not a curated record. NCBI's taxonomy places the organism in Eukaryota, Viridiplantae, Streptophyta, Magnoliopsida, Brassicales, Brassicaceae. Gene Ontology annotation, cellular component: secretory granule; plasma membrane. Gene Ontology annotation, biological process: vesicle-mediated transport; intracellular protein transport. The coding region runs from base 185 to 580 and encodes 131 amino acids.